GUUGUAUUUUCCAGCCCAUGCGCGUUUCCAGCCCAAGCUGUGGCAAAGCCAGAGCUGUCCAAUGCAAUUUUCAGCCGGAAGAGCUCGAUGGAAGAAGGAGAUAGUCCUCGAGGUGAGAGGAUUACCCAGCACAGUGACGGAGCAACAGCAAGUUCAGCAGAUGAGUGCAGUAUCAAUCCAUCUCAAGCAGGUUCUUUGAAGGCCUCUGGAAAGAAGAAGAACAAAAAAAGCACCAAACUGAUGAAGAAAGGGAAACUCAAAAAGAGGGACACCAACGAGGUGUCUUCGCUGCAGCAAGUAGUUGUCCAACAGGAUAUGUUCGAGCAAGAAACGCCUCCCGAGCAGAGUCUGGCAAAGGAUCUCCAACGCCGAAAUGCAGCGGAUGAAGAUGUGGGCACUAUGCCACGUGAGUCUGCCUCUACUCGGCUCAGUUAUGGAUUCGAUGCAGGUGACCACGACGAUGCUCCGCUCCCAUGUCCAAAUUGUGGACACCAUCGCACAUCCUAUGUACCACACAGAGGGGGCUUGAAGAGGACAAAAGGCACCAGAGAGCGCAGAGUUGGGAUUUCCAACGGUCGUGUGGAUGUCAAAGAAUAUCAGGAAGACGAGGACAUAGAACCCGGGGCCCGGGUCGUCAAGCGGAGAUCCAGCGCUAUGGCCGUUUUGCAAUCAUUAACCAACACCAGUGAAGGAGGAUUCAGCUGCUGCGCCCAUGUCCUGCUUGCCUUGAUUGGCGGCGGCCGUCAGACCCGAACAUCUUGCCAACAAGCUGCCGAGGCUUUCCAAGCUGGAGAUGGCUGCAGUUGCUUUCUUUACCUGACCAUCAUUGUAUUUGGACACUUGUUCAUUUUUCUCCUGCCUCCUGCCUUUAUUUUUUGUGGACUGACAUAUGUGCAUCAGAAAGGGCCACGUGUGGAAGACAUUGAAGAGUUGGUGAAGGUUUCGAGCAAACAACCCUACUGGAUGAUUCUGAUGACAAGUAUUCUUGGAGCAGCGUCAACAGCGUUGAUCAUGGGGCCGCCUGCAUUCAAAGCAGGCAGUACGGGAGCUUGGCAGACCAUGGGUAGAAUUGCCAAGAUUGUAUUCACCCUCUAUCUCCUCUUCAGGACUGUUUACACAUGGGGUGAGGAAUUGGCAGUUCUGAGAACGAUUUUUGACCGGGAGUUUUCAAGGCAUCUUGGCUUGUCCACGGUGGUUCGCACAUUGAUGCUCUCCAUGGUGCAAUCUGCUACCAGCUCCCAAUGGAGCAGGUACGCUGAUCAGCUUGUUUUGAUGCUGGUGUACAACGACUACCUCAAUUUCAGGAAGGCUCAUGAAGAUGGAUUUGUGAAGAACUGGCGCCAAUACAUGGACACUGUUGAGAAAGCUGAGGAGGGCAAUGAGUUAACCAUGGUAGCCUUCAAAUCCAGACCGUACAGCAAGGAGAAAGGUGGAAAAGGAGGCUUUGCACCUUCGAUGCUAGACCCCAGGCGGUUGAUCUUUUUGAUACAAGAGAUGACAAAGAGUAACGGACUAAAAUCCAAUGCUCCGUGGGAGGAUGGGAAAGGGCAGACUGCCUACGGCCGUUGGCGUACAAGAAUCUGGGCAUGCUUUCAUUGGUUAGGCAAGCUGAUCUUCACGAUGUACAUUGCGGUGCUGCUGGUGCGUUGCUGGACCUUUGGAUGGGGUGUUGCCCUUGUGUACUUCCCUCUCUUCACAAUUCUUUACCCAUGGGUGAUUCUCAUUGUGCUGAUGUUUAUGAUUCUCAUGCGAUUAAUUUUGGUGGAGUCUCUGAUGUGGAUUCUGAUCAAGCUGGGCAACCAAGGCUGCUGCGACAGAUUGCUAGCUCUUUUGCGACUGCUGUGUUGCCGUGGUGACAGGGAGGUGGAAGACUUGGAUUCAGAGCUUCAUUUUGAGACGCCAGAUGGCAAUCCAGACACAAUUAAGUUAUACCCCCGGCCCGGGCAUCAUGUUAGUGUCGAUGAUGACCGCAAGCAUUUGCGCACCAUUGCAAAUGCAAUGGCUUCAACAGGCUUUUUGCCUGGGAACUUUGAUCGAGCAUUAUGGCCUCAGCUUCAGUGUUGUGGGAAGCCCAUGCCAAGACUUCCAGGUCUCUUGUACACAAACAUCUCCUCAGAGAAAGGCUCGCAAGAAGAGCUGAGAAGAAACUACGAACAUGAAGUGGCGGUUCUUCAAGCUACUGGCAUCACUCGAGACGGAUGGUGUUACGUGAUCAUCUAUGCAGCCAUUGGCAAAGUGAUGGUGGACUUCAUGGUUGUGGUUCUGACACGCUUCAUGGCUGGAGUUGGCUAUAUGGACUGCGUUGUGCUGACUCUGACAGAUCGCAGCUGGCAGAGGUGGAUGGAGCAGUUCGACUACAUGGACACAAUCAACAGGAUUAAUCGAUGGGUUAAUGCGAUUUGGUGACUUCUUGUGUGCCGCGUUUGCCGAACUUUUCUGAGACACCUCGGCCAAGCCCUGGUGCAACAACUAUUUGAUCUCCUGAUGCUUGACAUCAAGUCGCGAAAUGGCCUUUGUUUGUUCAAAGACGUUUCAUUACCAAC
Molecule: messenger RNA, 2543 nt
Organism: Durusdinium trenchii
Lineage: Eukaryota; Dinophyceae; Suessiales; Symbiodiniaceae
Source: the annotation of a GenBank genome assembly